This is a messenger RNA of Linum trigynum, 1129 nucleotides long. NCBI's taxonomy places the organism in Eukaryota, Viridiplantae, Streptophyta, Magnoliopsida, Malpighiales, Linaceae. The record is from the annotation of a GenBank genome assembly.
GCAGAAAUAGCAUAGAUCCAUGAUGCGUUCAUAUUUGAUGCUCACCCAGUUUACACAGAUGCUCUUAAGGCGGGACAUGAUUCUCCGGCAAACAUCCCGCCGGCAUCCUUCCGGGAGAAACAGGCGAACAUGCGCCGCCUGCCCAACACUGGAACAGGGACGCAGCAAAUCCGAGGAACCAGAGGGGAAUCUUCCCUGCUAACUCUGAUAGGCCACCCGGUGACAGGGUCAAUGCCUAUUGUUGUGUCCAACCCACCUGGGUGCAGCCCUAUCACUGGCAGGCCAGAGUUCAGAAUGGGUUUACAGAGGAGAUGUAGGUUCAUCAGCAAGUCAACCGACAAUACUGGAAAAGGAGAUGGAAGCAGCAGCCAGGGCUAUGCAAAGGGGGCUGGACCUAAGGGAGGGAGACAGAAGCAGGGAGAGGAGUGUGGGCCUCAUUGAGAUGGGCCUCAGCCUGUCUCUUGCGAGCCCGACCUACACGCUCGCGGACCCAACCAUCACCCCGGCCACGGUGAAUGACCAGGCCCAUGUUAUCACCACUCAGGCCCAGAAUGUGAUCCCUAUGUCCGAAACAGCGACGGCUCCACAAGCAGAAGAAGGAAGAACGAGGCCCGAGAAGAAGAGGAAACCAGAGCACAUGAGCCCAACGUGCAUCUCACUGCCAACACAAGACCCUAUCUCUAACCUUUCUUUUGACUCUCUUUCUUUUGCCCCAGGAGAAAGCAGAAAGACAUACCAGAGGAGGAGCAUUAUCAGAAGGAAGAGCCUUGCAGAUAUUACAGCAGAUGGGAGCCAAUCCGGAGAGGGGGAAUCAUCCACUCCGAGGGCGCCGGCGGCAGGCCUCAAGCCGCCAAACAAUGAAUGAGAAUUUUAAGCUGGAAUUGUAGGGGAUUCGCCCAAUCCCUUACAAGAAGCUACUGUGGCAGGCUUUGCCGCCAAUUUGGCCCCUUCAAUUCUCUUCCUCAUGGAAACGAAGAAGGAUGAAUCAUUCAUGAAAGAUAAGAGGAGAGUGAUGAGGUUUGACCAUGGAGAAUAUGUUAAUCCAGCAAGUGAAGGUAGUGGUUUAGCUGUUUGGUGGAAAGACGAUGUUGAAGUGUGUGUGAUUGAUAGGUGUUAGUCCUUUAUGGAC